This is a messenger RNA of Penicillium crustosum, 2376 nucleotides long. RefSeq lists its product as uncharacterized. Gene Ontology annotation, molecular function: DNA-binding transcription factor activity, RNA polymerase II-specific; zinc ion binding; DNA binding. The transcript is spliced from 5 exons. Gene Ontology annotation, biological process: regulation of DNA-templated transcription; DNA-templated transcription. NCBI's taxonomy places the organism in Eukaryota, Fungi, Ascomycota, Eurotiomycetes, Eurotiales, Aspergillaceae. The record is from RefSeq and is a predicted model, not a curated record. The coding region runs from base 1 to 2376 and encodes 791 amino acids.
AUGCCCUUAUCAGAACCCCGCCAGAUCAAAAAGCCCCGAUUAUCGCUCAGUUGCAUCGUCUGUCGACGACGCAAGGUUCGCUGCGGUCGCGAACAGCCAGAAUGUGCCAACUGUGUGCGCAUGAAAGAGAAUUGUGUCUACAGGGCCGUGGUCCGGGAUGAGUCUACCGGCCGUGUACGACCUGUACCGCCCCAAGACAGAGACCCUAGAGAUUCUACAGAUACCCACCCUGACCUCCCUUGGCCGCAUUGGCGUGUCGGCCCCAAUGCGCCAUAUUCCGAGAUACAUCCCAGACCUGCUUCUCGUCCUUCCCCAGAUCGAGAAGAACCAUAUCCGACAGUUCCAAGGGGUCCUUCAUGGGAAGAGGCUAUCCAACUCCUCCGUUAUCGCGAUGCGAGCGUUCCUCGGAUUGGUGGUAGCUCGAUAACCCGGGAGCCUUCCACAAUGCCAUCAGCAAACUACUUCCCGUCCCUCAACGAUCCCCUUUGCCGUGAUUAUUUGAGCAUACGGCAAGGUGGCCGCGUGAGAUACAUUGGUCGGACUUUCUGGGGGUUCGUGGCCGGAAAGGAGAGUCUGAGCGACGAUUUCUUUGACGAAAACCGUGACGCCUACCCCGGUCUUCCUCUUCCACAUAUAUCCUCUAUAGGCAUGUUUAAUCUCCUACGGUCGCUACCCACGAAGCCCGCAAGUGAUGCCUUUCUCGAGACGUUCUUCCUUGCCGUGUGGCCACUUGUGCCACUCCUACACCCACCUUCCCUACAGGCAGACUAUGAUGAGUUCUGGGAUUGGUGUCGGAAUAGCGAGAGCGCUUUACCCCCGGCUAAACUUCGGGAGGAUCCUACCUCGAUAUGUCUUCUAUUUGCAGCGCUCUAUUGUGGCGCAUCUGCCGCGCCAGCCGCCAGCUGGGCGCACCCAAAUCUGCAGGAUCUACAGAAGGAGGCGACAGUGAGCCACCUCAAGUCGGCAUAUACUACGAGUCUUUCUCUAUGUCAGCACCUGGAACAUCCAACAUUAAAUACACUAAUUUCGAGUUUGUUCACGGCACCGUUCCUGGGCCAGCCAUUCGAGCCCAUGUGUAGUCUGGUUCAUAUAAGUACGACGGUCCGCAUUGCCCAGACUAUGGGUUUACAUCGGGAGGGAACAUGGUCUGCGUUGAGUUCCACCGAUAAAGAAAUCCGACGUAGAAUCUGGUGGCACAUUGUUUGGCUGGAUGUGCAGUCGACCAUCUCCACGGGUCUGACCCCCUGUUGUGGGAAUGAGGCUUUGGAGGCCGUGAGCAUGGUUGGUACUCACUGUCAAGAGUCCAGCGAUAUCCCCGCUGGAAGUUCCCCGAGCACUGAUUCCGUGACUAAAGGGCCGUCGGUCGCUAUAUUAUACGCCAUUGGACGCUUUCAGACUGCUCGAUUACAAGCGAGGGUCGUGGUGCACCUGCAGAGUGCGCAGGGACCAACCCAGGAUGGAUUUGGCGAGCUGGUCACAGACGCCAAAGAGCUUAUACGGAAUAUUGACUCACUUAUCGCGCGCGUUCCUACACAGGGGAUUCCCGAAAAGGGGUACAUCCCAUCACGUCUAGCUAAUGCAUCUCCGUCCACGCAUCCCUCGUUAUACAAGGAUGAUACAAGCCAACCGACCGUAUUUGCGGCAUGGACGCGAAUUAUGUUAACAUUGAUGAAAUCGGAAAUAUCCAUUUUGCUCCAAAAGCCAUUUUUGGGACCCCCAGAGAGUACGAAUGCGCAAUCACGCAAGUCAUGGACUAGCAUGGCGCAGCUCUGCGUAGAUUACCUGCGUAUUUACUUGCAGCUGUAUCAAGCACCUGCGUUCUCCCCAUACGCGUGGUUCUAUUCCAGUCACUAUGGGCCUCUCCAAUGCUGUACCUCCAUUCCUUCCCGGAGUCUGGAGAGACCCUGCUCGCCCGGUAUUGCGUUGAUGAGGUUAUACAACACUGCGUGUCCCAGUAUCAAGAUCCAGAUUCGUCCUCCACAAGGACCAGCCCCGGCGACACUGAUUCCAAUUCGAGCAAGACACGCAUGCCAUUGGCCAUUCAAAUUCUCGUUGAUCUUCAUGAACGCCUUGACUCAUCUCUCGAAGCUGAAGACCAACCCCGCUGCCAUUGGCCGUGAGCCACCCUUAGACCCGCUGUCCUGCGUCGCACCUUGCUACCAAGGCUCCUCUUCUAAUGCAUCCUCUUCUCGGGCUCGUACCAGCUGCAAUUGUCAACCCCGAUAUAUGACUACAGGACCUCCCCUGGUGGUUGUUGGUAACAAACCAGGUACACCUAACACUGCCUUUGUGGACGGGAGUAAUUCGGGCUUGGAUACGGGCUUUCUUGCUACGAUUUCGGAUCUAGAGGCAUGGUCCUCGUCAUUGAUAAUAUAA